AUGGAAAAAUUCCUCUUUUAUCUGUUUUUCAUUGGCAUAGCAGUGAGAGCUCAGAUCUGUCCAAAGCGUUGUGUCUGUCAGAUUUUGUCUCCUAAUCUUGCAACCCUUUGUGCCAAGAAAGGGCUUUUAUUUGUUCCUCCAAACAUUGACAGAAGAACUGUGGAACUGCGGUUGGCAGACAAUUUUGUUACAAAUAUCAAAAGGAAAGAUUUUGCCAACAUGACCAGCUUGGUGGACCUGACUCUGUCCAGGAAUACAAUAAGUUUUAUUACACCUCAUGCUUUUGCCGACUUACGAAAUUUGAGGGCAUUGCAUUUGAACAGCAACAGAUUGACUAAAAUUACAAAUGAUAUGUUCAGUGGGCUUUCCAACCUCCAUCAUUUGAUAUUGAACAAUAAUCAGCUGACUUUAAUUUCAUCUACAGCGUUUGAUGAUGUCUUUGCCCUUGAGGAGCUGGACCUGUCCUAUAAUAAUUUAGAAACAAUCCCUUGGGAUGCUGUGGAGAAGAUGGUUAGCUUGCACACCCUUAGUCUGGACCACAAUAUGAUCGACAAUAUUCCUAAGGGGACUUUCUCCCACUUGCACAAGAUGACUCGGCUAGAUGUAACAUCCAAUAAAUUGCAGAAGCUGCCACCUGACCCUCUCUUUCAGCGAGCUCAGGUACUAGUGACCUCAGGAAUUAUAAACCCAUCUACUUUUGCAUUAAGUUUUGGUGGAAACCCUUUGCAUUGCAAUUGUGAAUUGUUGUGGUUGAGACGUCUGUCCAGAGAAGAUGACCUGGAGACCUGUGCUUCUCCAGCACUUUUAACUGGUCGCUAUUUUUGGUCAAUUCCUGAGGAAGAGUUUUUGUGUGAGCCUCCUCUCAUUACUCGUCAUACCCAUGAGAUGAGAGUCCUGGAGGGUCAAAGGGCAACCCUGAGGUGCAAAGCCAGGGGAGACCCUGAACCUGCAAUUCACUGGAUUUCUCCGGAAGGGAAGCUGAUUUCAAAUGCAACAAGAUCUCUGGUGUAUGAUAAUGGAACACUUGACAUUGUUAUAACAACUGUGAAGGAUACAGGUGCUUUUACCUGCAUUGCUUCCAAUCCUGCAGGGGAAGCAACACAAACAGUGGAUCUUCACAUAAUUAAGCUCCCUCACUUGCUAAACAGUACAAACCACAUCCACGAGCCCGAUCCUGGUUCUUCAGAUAUCUCAACUUCUACGAAGUCAGGCUCUAAUGCAAGCAGUAGUAAUGGUGAUACUAAAAUGAGUCAAGAUAAGAUUGUGGUGGCAGAAGCAACAUCAUCUACGGCAUUACUUAAAUUUAAUUUUCAAAGAAAUAUCCCUGGAAUACGUAUGUUUCAAAUCCAGUACAAUGGUACUUAUGACGACACCCUUGUUUACAGAAUGAUACCUCCUACGAGCAAAACUUUUCUUGUCAAUAACCUGGCUGCUGGAACUAUGUAUGACUUGUGUGUCUUGGCAAUAUAUGACGAUGGCAUCACUUCCCUCACUGCCACAAGAGUCGUGGGUUGCAUCCAGUUUACUACAGAACAGGAUUACGUGCGAUGCCAUUUCAUGCAGUCCCAGUUCUUGGGAGGCACCAUGAUUAUUAUUAUUGGUGGGAUAAUUGUAGCAUCCGUGCUGGUUUUCAUCAUCAUUCUCAUGAUCCGGUAUAAGGUUUGUAAUAAUAACGGGCAGCACAAAGUCACCAAGGUCAGCAAUGUCUACUCUCAAACUAAUGGGGCUCAAAUGCAAGGCUGCAGUGUAACGCUGCCCCAGUCCAUGUCCAAACAAGCUGUGGGACAUGAAGAGACUGCUCAGUGUUGUAAAGUUGCCAAUGACAAUGGGAUGCAAGCUUCAGAAAUUUGUUCGAGUCAGGACUCCUCUACCACUACCUCUGCUUUGCCUCCUACCUGGACUUCAAGCACGUCUGUGUCCCAGAAGCAGAAAAGAAAGACAGGCGCAAAGCCAAGUACCGAACCGCAGAGCGAAGCUGUCACAAAUGUUGAGUCCCAAAACACUAACAGGAACAACUCAACUGCAUUGCAGUUAGCUAGUCGACCUCCUGAUUCUGUCACAGAGGGGCCCACAUCUAAAAGAGCACAUUCAAAGCCAAAUGCUUUGCUGUCUAAUGUUGACCAGACUGUCCAGGAAACACAGAGGCUGGAGUUAAUCUGAAGAGCACCACUUCUCUCUCUCCUGAAAAAAGUUGCCACUGAUAUUUUUAAUGGAUAAAAUUCAAAAAAUGUUUCAAAUCGCAAUGGCUAAUUGUUGAACUCGUGUCCUAGAAGAAAUUGUUCACAGGACCCGAAACAGAUGUCUCUGAUGUUGGUGGAACUGGCUCACGUUUCAUCCCCUUUUAAAAAGCCAAAUUGUUUUUUCUUCUGGCCCACAGUAUU
Messenger RNA from Artibeus jamaicensis (Jamaican fruit-eating bat), 2381 nucleotides. It is a transcript of the gene LRFN5, whose product is annotated as leucine rich repeat and fibronectin type III domain containing 5. Gene Ontology annotation, molecular function: protein binding. NCBI's taxonomy places the organism in Eukaryota, Metazoa, Chordata, Mammalia, Chiroptera, Phyllostomidae. The transcript is spliced from 4 exons. The coding region runs from base 1 to 2160 and encodes 719 amino acids. The record is from RefSeq and is a predicted model, not a curated record.